GCUCUGGUCCCGCUACGUUGUUGUCAUGGAUACCCCACCCGGUGUCUCCUGCAGGCUCUCCCGGUGAUGUGUCAGGCUGGGUUGAAGAAGCCGUAGCGGGUCUCAGAGAGGCGGUCUAUGCUAACUGACCCCCAGCUCGAAGCACUUCCGCCCGGCCUGUGACAGGGAGGGCAGCCUGGGGCCUGGAGGGACAGCUCAUUCGCCAUGAGUGAAUUCCGGAUACACCAUGAUGUAAACGAACUCAUCAGUUUACUGCGUCUGCAUGGAACUGAGGGAGCUGAACAUUACAUUGAUCUUCUGCAGAAGAAUCGCACUCCUUAUGUAACAACUAGUGUCUCAGCCCAUAGUGCCAAAGUUAAAAUUGCAGAGUUUUCUAGAACGCCUGAAGAUUUUCUCAAGAAAUAUGAAGAGUUAAAGUCAAAGAAUACUCGUAAUCUUGAUCCUUUGGUCUACUUGCUCUCCAAACUAACAGAAGAUAAAGAGACUCUGCUAUACCUACAGCAGAAUGCCAAGGACAAAGCAGAGCAGCUUGCCUCCUCCAGCAUGGCUGGUAGCAGCCUCCCUAUCCCCCCCAACACAUCAAAGAUUUCCAUGCAGGAAUUGGAGGAACUGCGGAAACAGCUGGGAAGCGUAACCACUUCAGUGACCAGUGGACCACAGCCUGUUGAGGUUUUGCGGAAGGUGCUUAGAGAAAAAUUGAACAAGAAGAAUGCUGGGCAGCCAGUUCCAGUGUUCCCAGCCUGGGUGUAUGAGAGACCAGCACUUAUUGGGGAUUUUUUACCUCUCUCCAACCCAGGCACUGAUGUUACAGUUCCCAUAGGGUCUCUUCCUUUACCUUCUCAAGAAGCCACCAUUGUGGAGGACCUGCUGUAUGUACUUAUUGGAGUAGAUGGACGUUAUAUUACCGCCCAGCCCCUUGUUGGAAGGCAGAACCGCUCGUUCUUGGUAGAUCCAAAUCUAGAUAUGUCUGUGAAGGAGCUGGUGAACAGAAUCCUGCCAGUGGCUGGCAGCUAUUCCAUGGUCACAAGAUUCAUAGAGGAAAAGUCUUCCUUUGAAUACGGCCAAGUGAACCAUGCUCUGGCUGCUGCUAUGAGGACAUUGGUGAAGGAAUAUAUGAUCCUUAUUACUCAGCUGGAACACCUCCAGCGCCAAGGGUUGUUGUCCUUGCAGAAACUCUGGUUUUACAUUCAGCCCACGCUCCGGACUAUGGAGGUUCUAGCAUCUCUUGCCAUUUCAUUGGAUAAAGGAGAAUGCCUAGGUGGAGCUACACUCAGCCUGCUGCAUGACAGAACCUUUGGCUACACUGGGGACAGUCAGGCCCAGGAGCUGUGCCUCUACUUGACAAAAGCAGCAAGUGCUCCGUACUUCGAGAUCCUGGAGCGUUGGAUCUACAGAGGAAUUAUCAAUGACCCCUACAGUGAGUUCAUGGUGGAGGAGCAUGAACUGAAAAAAGAAAAAAUCCAAGAGGAUUAUAAUGACAAAUAUUGGGACAAGCGUUACACCAUUGUGCAACAGCAGAUCCCAUCCUUUUUACAAAAGGUGGCAGACAAGAUUCUUAGCACAGGUAAAUAUCUAAAUGUGGUUCGAGAGUGCGGCCAUGAUGUUACCUGCCCAGAUGCGAGAGAGAUUAUCUACACCUUGAAGGAGAGGGCAUAUGUGGAGCAGAUUGAGAAAGUGUACAGCUAUGCCAGCAAAGUUCUUCUAGACUUCUUAAUGGAAGAGAAGGAACUGGUAGCACGUCUCCGGUCUAUAAAACAUUACUUCCUCAUGGAUCAGGGAGAUUUCUUUGUGCACUUCAUGGACUUGACGGAAGAGGAACUAAAGAAGAGUGUUGAUGAUAUUAUCCCAACCCGAUUAGAGGCUCUUCUGGAACUAGCCCUGAGGAUGAGCACAGCCAACACUGACCCCUUCAAAGAUGAUCUAAAGAUUGAGCUAAUGCCACAUGACCUAAUAACCCAGCUCCUCCGUGUGCUCGCUAUUGAGACUCGCCAGGAGAAAGCCCUGAUUAAUGCUGAUCCAACUGAGCUUUCAUUGAGUGGCCUUGAGGCAUUCUCAUUUGAUUAUAUUGUCAAGUGGCCCCUUUCCCUGAUCAUAAACAGAAAGGCCCUGACUCGCUACCAAAUGCUUUUCCGCCACAUGUUCUACUGCAAACAUGUGGAGAGGCUUCUGUGCAAUGUGUGGAUCAGCAAUAAAGCUGCAAAACAAUUUUCCCUGCAUUCUGCUAAAUGGUUUGCAGGAGCAUUUACUCUUCGCCAAAGAAUGUUGAAUUUUGUACAGAACAUUCAGUAUUACAUGAUGUUUGAGGUGAUGGAGCCAACAUGGCACAUAUUGGAAAAAAACCUGAAAUCUGCUUCAAAUAUAGAUGACGUUCUAAGCCAUCACAACAACUUUCUUGACAACUGUCUGAAGGAUUGCAUGCUCACAAACCCAGAGCUACUUAAGAUCUUCUCCAAGCUCAUGUCUGUCUGUGUCAUGUUCACAAACUGUCUGCAGAGAUUCACACAGAGUAUGCAAGUGCAGACAGAAAUGGAGCGGCUGACACUAGAACAUGGCACAAUGAUGGGACCACCUACACAGAGUGAAAAAACUGAGGAGGCCAUGAAAAAGAAGCUCACCAGCAAGUAUCUAGCAGAGCAUGUGGAUGCCUUUCAGUCUUCAUCUGGCUUUGAGUCUACAAUCAACAAUUUUGACAGUAACUUCUCAACUCACCUCCUCGACCUGCUGGACAAACUGAGCAUGUACAGCACCAACGAUUGUGAGCACAGCAUGAUUAACAUCAUAUACAGGUUGGAUUUUAAUGGAUUCUACACAGAAAGGUUGAAGCAACUGUCUGCAGAGAGAAACCAGAAGGUGACCCCCCAGGCAGCACUUUUACGACCGCCCGUAGCCACACAGUGAACUUGUACAUCAGCCAAGGAACAAUUCCCUCCAUAAGCUAUCCUACACUUUCUCACUAAAAAGCACCCCCAUUCUUGUGCUUCUUUUUUGUGCAUUUGAGAUCUAUUUACCGAUUAUAGUAGGGUUUUGGAAACUGAUAUUUAUCCAAGCCCUGAAUGAUAUUAGUUUCUGGUUACUGGAAGCUGUACAGUGAGGGUCUUUAUUUUGUCUGAAUUCCAAAAUUAUUUGUUUAGAACACUUUGAGACAUAGCUAAUCUCCUUCAAACAUAGCGCUUUUUGGGGGGGUAGCUAAAAAACAAUACAAUUUAACUCUGAGAAAUCAGAUCAAGCCAUUAUCAAAUGGAUUUCUGUUACCCACCACUUGAUUUUUUUUCUCUUUAUAAUCAUUGAUGUAACUCAUUUGUUCAGUCCACAAUUAUAUUGUUUGUCUUGUGGAAUACAUUUGGCUACAUUUCUCGUGCUUCACGAAACCUAUCUAGGACUGUAUAUGUGAUUUUAAAAGAUUUUCAUUUUUUUGCACAUCCUCAACAAAGAGAUUUAUAACUCGGAAAUAAGAAAACUGUCUGCCAUUUCCUCUGAAAGGAUUUAAUGUUUUUUUACUGCCUAAUUAUUUGCCUACAAAGCUCGUGUGACUAAACAACACAAUAAAACAGAUAUUACAGUACUAA
Molecule: messenger RNA, 3566 nt
Organism: Pelobates fuscus (common spadefoot toad)
Lineage: Eukaryota; Metazoa; Chordata; Amphibia; Anura; Pelobatidae
Gene: TUBGCP2
Product: tubulin gamma complex component 2
Exons: 18
Coding region: 205-2898 (897 amino acids)
Biological process (GO): mitotic cell cycle; cytoplasmic microtubule organization; microtubule nucleation
Cellular component (GO): gamma-tubulin complex; centrosome; equatorial microtubule organizing center
Molecular function (GO): gamma-tubulin binding; microtubule minus-end binding
Source: RefSeq, a predicted model, not a curated record